Molecule: messenger RNA, 801 nt
Organism: Trichomonas vaginalis G3
Lineage: Eukaryota; Parabasalia; Trichomonadida; Trichomonadidae
Exons: 1
Coding region: 1-801 (266 amino acids)
Source: RefSeq, a predicted model, not a curated record
AUGGGUGUUUACCACCAUGUCGAAACUAUUGAUGUAGAUAAGACAUAUUGCAUUAAUGCCACUUAUUAUCCAUUUUAUUUGAUUUUUGAUGAGUUUGAAGAGGGUAUCGUAUUAAACGAAUACUAUUCACGCUCUCCUAACAGAGAAACAACAAGAGAUGCAGUUUUUACUUCUGAUAAUUUAACAACUUUUCGAGUUUUCGAGCUUCCUUACGGAUCAUUUACAAUUAAAGCCAUAAAAUCAUCCAUGGUAUCGUUUUCUUACAUUUCUCUCCCAGGAUACUGCCAAACAGGCGUUUAUUUGAGUUCAUAUCAUUCAGAUUUAGUUCAACUUUCACCAUCUCAAAAGAACUUCUACAAACUUGGAAAUUAUGAUGACAAAUGCUUCAUAUUCAGCACAGAAUCGGCACAAUCAUUCAAAAUCGAUCAAAUUUCAAAAGAUCAGCUAGAUCGUGUCUUUUAUCACACAAACUACAGAGAAUUUGAUGUAGCUACAGGCAACUUCUCAAAGACAUAUCAUUACACGCCAGUUGCCACUCAACCUCGUCCAUUUGUCAGAUUAUUAACAAAUAGAGGUCUUCCACCAGAUUUACUGAAGAUUUCCUUCGAAGCAGGAGCGAAGACUGAAAGAGAAGAUUCUGGAACUAACAUUCCUCGCGGUAGAACGAUAGAUUGCGAACAUAUCCUGACUUGGUAUAGCGAAGAACUGAUUAUUAUGCUCAUAGCCUGCUGUGUAUUCUUUGGAAUCAUAUUUGUCAUGCUUGUAAGCUGCAAAAUUAUGUCAAAGCGUCAGCCGAAAUAA